This is a messenger RNA of Linnemannia hyalina, 1233 nucleotides long. NCBI's taxonomy places the organism in Eukaryota, Fungi, Mortierellomycota, Mortierellomycetes, Mortierellales, Mortierellaceae. The record is from the annotation of a GenBank genome assembly.
AUGGCCGUUAAUGGUGAACCGUGGCUUGAUAUGUAUGACCCCGAAUGGACCGCAGUAAAGGUGCUUGGACAGGGCGAGAAAGUUCCUAUGGUGUACAGCACAGCUCGGGAUACUACAAUUUCUGUGCUCAAUUCACAGCAUGUCUCCUGCACCAACAUUACCCACUCUGGACGCCACAGCGGAGCCAAGGAAGCAGUGAGGUUGAAGAUUGCGGAAGAAGACAUUCGGACUGGCGGGCGUUGGGUGCAAGGGACCGGCAAGAUGCACCAAGUGUACUUGGAAAAGCAACCCAUCACCUUUGCCUUGGCCAUGGCAGGGUUUUCCGUCAAGCCCUUUCAUCUCCGGCGGAAUGAGGUCGCUCCAUCCCUCGUACUGCAACGUCUCAUAUUUCCGUUUAUCGAAAAGGCAAUUGGGGACCCCGGUUCCCGUGAGAAUGAACUGUGGAGAAAAGAGUGCGAUUUGGAAAUGCAGGAAUUCGACCCGAACAACAGCGAUAACUUGGACGACGUCGAGCCAUACGCGUUUGAACCCAACCCCAACCCCUUGAAGAUGAACAAGGCGACCGCUCUGGCGCAACGUUCCAACAAGAAGCAUGUGCUGCGACUGAUGCUCCGUUUACGCCGAGUUCUAUUGCAGGACGCUGCCGAAUAUCUCUAUCGAUACCCUGAUAUAGCCCUGUCGCCGCUGCUGGAGAAGAGUCCUGAGGUGUUCGAGAGUCAGAUGUUUGAUGCCUUCAAGGAGAACGUUAUGAUGUCUCUAAAGCGGCAUGAGAUAGACGUGCCCACCGAUCUUCCGCCCAACGUGAUGGCACUCCAGACCUGGGACUCGGCGCAAGCAAAUGAAGUUGCAGAUAUCAAGCGAGCACUGGCCGACAUCCAUGUGAGGCUGGAUGCCUUUGAAGAUUGUUUCACGGCCCAGCGCGACCAAAACAACUGGGUGAACGAUGGGUUGGACGAGAUACAGAAAACGCUUGAUAGACCGCCGCCUGUUGGGCUCCAGCCUUAUUUCGCUGGAAUUCAACCUUUCUUCGGUCACAGAAUGCCGGCGCCAAUCCCCUCUCCGCCUUUCCAGCAUCAGCAACAUACACAGACGACCUACAUCCUGGUUUGCGGCGGCCACCAUCCUCCAAACCCGGCAAUCACCAACUUCAAGCUAUUCGACCAGCUUUGUCAACUGUUCAAACGCCACCAACACCAAUACAUAAGACCCGGAGAUCCAGGUCCAGGCCGUUAG